Messenger RNA from Fulvia fulva, 204 nucleotides. RefSeq lists its product as uncharacterized. Bases 1 to 204 code for a protein of 67 amino acids. The record is from RefSeq and is a predicted model, not a curated record. The transcript has 2 exons. Lineage: Eukaryota; Fungi; Ascomycota; Dothideomycetes; Mycosphaerellales; Mycosphaerellaceae.
AUGCUGUACGCUCGUACUCGGCGUGUCUCCGAAAGUCAUUCAGCUCACAGUCACGCCGCUGCCGCCGUACAUGACCGCCAACACUGGCUGGCGGCGGCGGCGUGGCCGAGCAAAAUGCUCAACCCAGUUUCCGGCAGCACUUCUCCAACCAAGACCACCAUCAGCGGAUUCGAGACCAACAUGACCUCUCGCCAACGACGGUAA